This is a messenger RNA of Pestalotiopsis fici W106-1, 1395 nucleotides long. RefSeq lists its product as uncharacterized. The record is from RefSeq and is a predicted model, not a curated record. The transcript has 3 exons. Gene Ontology annotation, molecular function: GTP binding. The coding region runs from base 1 to 1395 and encodes 464 amino acids. NCBI's taxonomy places the organism in Eukaryota, Fungi, Ascomycota, Sordariomycetes, Amphisphaeriales, Sporocadaceae.
AUGGAAGGUAAUACAUCUGCGCAAGGGUUUGAGAGUCUCAGGAUCUCAGACUCCGACAUUAUCAUCGCCGUCCUAGGCAUCACUGGGUCAGGCAAAAGCACAUUUAUUCAAACUCUCACACACGUAGACACCGGCAUCGGGAACAGUCUGGCCUCGGAGACGACCCAAAUUGGUAUAUACAGUUACUACGAGGAGAGCGGGCGGCGCGUGUACCUAGUCGAUACCCCCGGCUUUGACGAGGCGGUCCGCUCCGAUGUUGACGUGCUUGAGGAGCAGAUCUUCUUCUUCAGCCAGCUCUUCAGAGCGGGCGCGCCACUGGUGGGCCUAGUAUAUAUGCACUCAAUCAGCAAGAACCGCAUCGGGGGAUCUAGUGUGAAGAAUUUCCGAAUGCUAGAGCAGAUGUGCGGCCCCCACGCCCUAGACCGCGUGGUCCUUCUCACGACCAUGUGGGACCAAAUCGAGCCUGGACAUGCCCAGCAGACUCUAGCCCUCCAGAGGCAUCGGGAACUCACCAAAGACAAGCAGUUCUGGGGGAACAUGGUUUGUCAUGGCAGUCGGGUUAUGCAGUUUGACGGCGGGAAACCGUCAGCGCAGCGAGUCAUCGAGGCUCUGGCGACCAAGUACGCUCAAGACGGGCCGGUAGUGUUGCAAAUACAACGCGAGAUUGUGGUGGAGAAGAAGGAUACAUGGAACACUUCAGCUUCCAGGGAAGUCGCCCGAGAUUUGGUUCGCAUCAAGGGCGAUGCCAAAAGAGAAUUGGCCAAUCUUGAAAAGGUCGAAAGACAGCCACGUUCCGGGGCGGCCUCGCUUAUUGCCGAAGAAAAGGCUGCACUGGAGCAAAAGGUACAGAAUGUUGCUGAAGCCGAACGACGGCUCCUCACUCGGUUUGAGGAUAUCUCUUAUCAGAAAGAAGCACGAUUUGCGCAGCUCAUGGAUGAGAGGAAUCGCGAGUACCAGUCACUACUGCAACAACUUCAACACGCAGAAUUGAAAAUCGAACGUCUUGAGCAAGAGAGGCAAGAGAGCACCGCCAUCUACGAGUCAUACCAAUCAGAGCAAUACGAGACACAAUCCUACUACAGUCGUUCUUCAUAUGACGAAUCGUUUAGAAGCUCGUACGAACAAGACCAGCAGCUAAUCCGAAAGAGUCAGACGGAGCUCGACAAAGGCGUCAAGGCCAAGAAGCGGAAAAAGUUGCUGAUCCAGAAUAUUGUCCCCAUGCUGCAGAUUCUAGGCGGAAUCGGCUGCGUCGCGGGGGGCGCCGCGACCAUGGCCAUCCCCAUUGCCGCCGUGGGCGCGACCAUGAUAACCUCGGGGGCAUCUGGGUUGCGAUUCAGUACUAAAGACAAGGAGAAACCCACCCCAGUGGAGAGCGCUGACACCGACACAUCGUGA